Strongylocentrotus purpuratus (purple sea urchin) is the source of this 5107-nucleotide messenger RNA. RefSeq names its product centrosomal protein of 83 kDa. NCBI's taxonomy places the organism in Eukaryota, Metazoa, Echinodermata, Echinoidea, Camarodonta, Strongylocentrotidae. Gene Ontology annotation, cellular component: centrosome. The transcript is spliced from 15 exons. Bases 121 to 2502 code for a protein of 793 amino acids. The record is from RefSeq and is a predicted model, not a curated record.
CAUUCAGCUAGAUUGUUUGAAUUGUAGACGGUAAGACUAGUGACACAAAGACGACGUUAAAUAUCGCCGUCCUGUGUUUUCCGGACCGUACCGGGGAUACCUUCAUGAACUGAUAUGUAGAUGAAUGUCACCAUGGCUUUCCCUGGAGGAACCAGUCUAGGACCAGGUUUCAUAGGCCCAUCUUCAAAUGGACUACCCCUUCUCACGUCUACUGAUACCAUGGGACAGUUCGCGGGCCUGGGCUUGGGUCUUGGCCAACCGUCUGGAUUGGGCCUGAGCCAGGGCCUGGACCAGAGACCCGUCACUCACUUGAACCAGGAGACGGAACUGCAGAAGAUGUUGACUGAUGAGAGGAUGAGAGGAGAGAUGCACAAGACAAAUUAUCAGAUGAUCAAGGCUGAACACACAAAAUUACAGGAUGAAAAUAGCAGAUUGCAGAGGGAACUUGAGCAAGUUACAGCAGAUUGUCAGGUCAUGGAGGAAAGGCUUCAGGAAGGAGUCAACAAAAUUAACAGGGAAUUGGCAAUCAAAUGUGCUGAACUUGAAGAAUUCAGGGCACAGGCUCUUACACUAGACAAGUUGGAGCUGAUCAAACUGAAAAUAGCUGAAGAUCUUGAGCAGCCAUUUCGAGAACGUUUUACCCAGCUGGAACAAGAUGUGGAGCAUUACAGGACUGAAUUUAACAAGCUGCGUUAUGAAAAUUCAUUCAUUAAGUCAGAGUAUGAACACGAGCAGGCAGAGCAUAAGAGAGUUGUGGAGGAGAUUAAAAUGCAGUAUGAAACAGAGAUAAAAAAUCUUCAUAGGGAUAAAGAGGCCAUAGUAGCCAAGUACAGUCAGGAGAACUCACAUGACAGUGACAAGGUCCGUACUCUAUACAGGGACAAUGCACAACUCAACCUCAAGGUCAAGGGCCUGCUAACAGAGUUAGAUGAGAUACGAGCCCAGCGAGAGCAAUCUGGUCUACAGUCGGACCAUGUAUCAAGGUUACAAGCUAGACAACUAUCGGAACAUGCUACUAAUAUCAAGGCGCUUCAGAGUGAGAAGGAGUCACUUCAGCUCCACAUGGAGCAGCUCACCAAGGAGCUUGGGAUCUCUCAGGACACCCAUCGGAGUCUAACUACAAAGACCCACGACCUGGAGAAACAGAACAUGGAGCUACGCAAUCGCAUGGAGGAGACCCUGCACAGAAAUAAGAUGGAGAUCACUGAUCUUAAGAUGGCCGCUAUGAAGACAGGGGGAGAGUUGGAGAGGGAGAAAGACGGUCUUGUCAAUGAAUUGGAAGGUUUGAAGGCCAAGCACGAGGUGUUAGAGAAGUCCCUUGAUGCCCAGACCAAUGCCGUUGCUGACAAGGAGAGGGAGGUGGCUAGAAAGGUACAGUCAGUUCGAGAAGAAGAAUGGGACAGGAUCAACAAGCUAGAAGGAGAAAAGUUGGAAUUGGAGGGUCGUCUGCAGGAAUUUGAGAGGCUAAAGAUAGACGAGGAAUCCCAGAGAUAUGCAGACAAAGAAAACGGACAAGAAAGAAUCAGAGAAGCUGAGAAACGAUGUGAACAAGCUGAAAGAGACCUGCAGCUUAUAAAAACAAAAUUAGAGCAUCAUAAUACAUCGUUGAAAGAUCUGGAACAUGAGCAAACCAUCAGCACACAGCUGAGGGAGAAGUGCACAAGGCUGAAGGCUGAGCUACAGGAUACACAUGCAGCAGAACAAGAACUCCUGAUGGAAAAUGAUAAUAUCAAAGCAUCUUUGGAGAUGUAUCAGAAUGAGUUAGUCUUGGCCAAGGCUGCGAUGGAAAAAGAAUCAGAGCUGUCCAAUCAGAGGCUGUCCCAGCACAAGAUGACGUGGCUAGAUGAGAAGACACAGCUGGAACGAAGACUAGAUGAGCGGGAAGGCCAGGCAAGGCAAGCUCAGAAGCAGAGGGAUGAUACCACCAAUGCACAUGCAAAGAGAAAGCAGAAAUAUCAGAAAGUGGUCAACAAGCUUCAAGAUAAAAUGCAACUUCUGGAGGCCAAAAAUGAGCAACUAGAAUUGGAGAAACAAGCAUUGAAGAAUCAGAUACCCAAAGAGACGUACACCAAAGCAGUAAGAAAGUUAAGGGAACUCCAGCGCAGGCACAAUGAAUUCCGGAACGUACUGAGUUCAGCCAACGUGUCCCAGGUACCCUUGGGAGGAGUAUCUUUCAUGACUCCGUCUAUGACACAACCCUUGGAUGCCUCUAGUCCAUUUAAAACAACACAGCCAAUCCGGUUUCAAAUUCCACAAAUCCAAAUACAUCCAGUAUCGACCAACAAGAUGGGGCACCAUCAUGAUCUCUCGGUGAUCCGUAGCCGCCUUGAGGAGCUUAGUGACAACCAGAGGCUACAGAUGGAUGCCCUGCUGGGGGGAGUAGGGGGAGGGGGUGGAGGGAUGGGGAGUGUACCCCUUACAGCUAGAUCUGAGAUGGACAAGGAGAAUGAGGACCGCGCCUUAUCACCAGAAGGGAGUGGCAUGGAUGUCCUUGAUCUUUAGUGACAACCAGAGGCUACAGAUGGAUGCCCUGCUGGGGGGGAGGGGGAGGAGGAGGAGGAGGAGGGGGUGGAGGGAUGGGGAGUGUACCCCUUACAGCUAGAUCUGAGAUGGACAAGGAGAAUGAGGACCGCGCCCUAUCCCCAGAAGGGAGUGGCAUGGAUGUCCUUGAUCUUUAGUGACAACCAGAGGCUACAGAUGGAUGCCCUGCCUGGGGGAGUAGGAGGAGGAGGGGGUGGAGGGAUGGGGAGUGUACCCCUUACAGCUAGAUCUGAGAUGGACAAUGAGAAUGAGGACCGUGCCCUAUCCCCAGAAGGGAGUGGCAUGGAUGUCCUUGAUCUUUAGAUGCAAUGUCCAAACUUUGAAGAAAAAGGAAGCUUAAUGAAAGUAUGGAGUGCCCUCGUGAAGAAUAGCAUAAGGCACAACACUUGAACUUUUAAAUUCAAUCACCUUGAUUUAUCAAAUGAAUUUGAUUUUAGACCUGAAAUUCUCUUACCAGAUAAAAGCUAUAAAGACUUGAAUAUACAUGUAUGUUAUACCGGAUAUCAGAUGCGUUUUAUUUAUUGAAAAUGAUUUUGUGGUAGUUAUUGUGUGUACCGUCCUAAUAAUUAUAUCUAUGAAUAAGUGAUGCAUGACAUAUCUAAUACUAUUGCUUUGAUGCAUGCAGCAUACCUGCCAACCCUUACAAAUAAUCCGGAAUAUUCGGUUUUUCUGGAUUUUUUUUGUUUUGUUGCUUAAGCCUAUAAUUAAGUUUGUUUUAUCAUGUGCCACAAUGUGAGAGUUCACAUAUUGCGUGCAUGAUUGAGCAGCAAAUUUGUAUUCACUUUUUUGCUCAGAUUUACCGCGUAUUGCCAGUUACACAGCCGCUGCAUGUGCGUACGCCUGUUAAGGGUACAGAUUUCUUAUUUUCAAAGACUUACCGUGCUAAACAUUCCUAAUUCUCAUUUUCAAAUGUUGGCAGGUAUGAUGCAGUAUGAAAGCAAGAUAACCGUGUAUUGUAAAACCCUAUUAGGCAAGAGAUAUGGGCUAUAUAUUUUGAAUUGAUACAAAAUUGCCAGGUCAAGGAAGUGUGACUUCAAGAUUGGGGAAGGUUUAUAGAAACAAGUAGAUGUUACAUCACAUAAUUUCAAUGUUGGCUUAGACUUGUUAUUCAGUAUCUAAAGCUCACACCUUUAGUAAUUGACAGUCUUGAAUCAAACGAUUCUCUCACUUUCUCUCUUUUCAUAGAAAAAAAUACUGUUUUCCUGAACUCAUGCCAAUGCAUCCUGAGACAAACAUGAAUAACAGACAAGUUCAUGUGACAUAUGUGGUUUCCUUCCAAGUAAUAUUGAUCUAAGAUAAGAUUGAUAUACAUUGGCCUCUUUAUUUAAAUGUAUGCGCAAUCUGUAAUUAGCUAUGACAGCAACUAACUACUGACAACGAUUUUGAUAAUUGAUACUGCAGAUUUUAAAAAUGAAAAAAAUGUACCUAUUUGUACUUCCUCAUAAUGUUAUUGUAUGCUGCAGUUUUUACUCCAAACAGUAAAGCAUGAGACUUUUGCAGUUUUUAAAAAGGGAAUAUACUCUCAGUGCUCUUACAAAAUGUGUACCGGUAAUGUGAAUAGCAGAUUUUUACUGUGUAUGAAUGACUAUUUAUUCUGUAAAUAUUGAAUUUUUUUACUGACAAACUACUGUGUUUUAAAUUAUAAUUUGUACAUAUAGUCACCGUUAAUAUAUUUUAAAAGGUAAUUUGCAUAUUAAUUAGACAGGAGAUGAAACACUGAGGAGACAUUUUUUUUUCUUCAAAAUAGUUAUAGCAGGGGCUGCGGGGCCUUCUACAAGUACUGUAUAUAAAGUGUUGGUUGCUUUCAAUUUUGAUGAAAUAUGCUUCAAUCCAGGUUAUUUUUAGAAUACUCAUCAUUCUUGUGUUAGUGACAACAAAAUUAAAAUUCCUGAACAUUGUGAAAGUGAAAAUUUGUUCUUCAAAAUCAGUAGAAAUUUUCAUUUUUGCAGUAAGCUUUUACUUGCUGUGCUGCAAGCUUCUUCGGACCUUUGUCAUAGCUGGCGCUGUUGCUUACGCAGUUUAACGAAAGUCAUGGUUUAACCGAAAAGGUCCAGGUUGAGGCACAAAAUCUUUAAUUUGGUAUUGACAUGAAUAUCACGUUGCCUUAUCUUUAGAUAAUUGUAGGAUAUAAUGGCAGAAAAGAUAUCAAAUAUACAAUUUUUUCUAACUUCAUUCAAUCAUAGAUAUUUCCAUCAUGUGGAUAUUUUCUUACUUGGAAAGUUGGCUGUGGCUUCUUAAACUCCUUUGGGGUUAGAAAUCAUCCUACAGUAUCACUAUAAAAUCAUUUACAUUUGAAGCCAAAAAAGGAAUUGGCAUUCUCUCCAAACUUGAAUUUUGAAAAUGUAAUAUUGUGUAACAGAUGUGCCAAACUCUGAAUGGACCAUUUAAGCUGAAAACACAAUACCAGUGGAAUGUAGGCUUACAUAGUAUUUUAGCCAUAUGAUCAAGGAACACAAUAAUGUACAUAGACUUGUUUUUAUAUAUUAUCACAAUAAGAAUAUAAUGUGCUUUUGUCAUUUUAUCACAUUGAUAUGCAUAAAACAACUGCCAUGAUACACCAAGAAAA